Molecule: messenger RNA, 4882 nt
Organism: Filobasidium floriforme
Lineage: Eukaryota; Fungi; Basidiomycota; Tremellomycetes; Filobasidiales; Filobasidiaceae
Exons: 20
Coding region: 66-4748 (1560 amino acids)
Biological process (GO): lagging strand elongation; mitotic DNA replication initiation; leading strand elongation
Cellular component (GO): alpha DNA polymerase:primase complex
Molecular function (GO): single-stranded DNA binding; chromatin binding; purine nucleotide binding
Source: RefSeq, a predicted model, not a curated record
GCAAUGCUGUUCACCCAGGCUGUUGAUACGUGAUAUCGAAUCUGAAUCUAAGACCUUGAACCAGGAUGAGUGGGAAAAGCAAAGCGGACAAAUUGCAAGCUCUUCGUGCAGUGAGAGCCGGAGGGUCUCGGCUGAAGCAAUGGCAGCCCGAGGAUGCCGAUCUAUAUGAUGAAGUCAGCGAGGAGCAAUACAAGAAUAUCGUCGGAGAACGCUUAGCCAGGGAUGACUUCGUCGAAGACGAUGAAGGCUACGGUUACGCAGAUAACGGAAUGGACGUGUGGGAGAACGGUCGGAAUGAAAGCGAAGAAGAGUCGGAAGAGGAGGAUGACGGUUCGUCGAAACGGACGAGCAAAAAGAAACCGACACGCACAGCCAAACCGAAACCCCCACCACCUUCAAAACCCUCUGCUUACCGUCCACAAGUUACGGAAGACUCGGAGAAUGACUUUAUGGCCAACCUUCUCGGCACGGUCGAUUCCUCUUCCCAACACAUCGCUUCAUCAUCACCAGUUCAAAGUGGACUCCGAAGGAAGAGAAAGACUUCGCCCGGCGAUGCGUAUGACAGCGGGUCAUUGACGAACCCAUCGUCUGAUGGCUUCGAGCUACCUAGUGACGGGCCUCUUUUCAGGGGCAGAUCUAUUGGAGAUAGUCAGGAGGGACGAGAUAUCGGUCUCUGGGAGAUGCGGACAAGCGAUAGCGCGAAGAAGCCUCGUCUCAAUGUCAAGGCCGAAGAUGUCGAGACCCCUAGGAAUGCUCGGAAAGGGGUAUCGUUCGCAAACGACAUGGACAUGGACGAUGUCUUCGAUGCUGGGGUAAACGGGGUCGUCAAGGCCGAAGAGAAUGGCGAUGAUGACGAUGACGACGACGAGGACUUUUUGGUUCGUUCUGAUCGAGCCAUUGCGGCCAAGGCGAAUCAGAGCAAAGCUAGGGAUAGGCUCAUGGCCGCCAUCGGAGCCAACAAGACCGGCGAUGCUACUCCAAAGGCCGCUCCCACAAAGACCAGACGGGCCAUGGUGAACGGGUCUGCCAUGUCGACAAAGGUGGAGGUAGAGAAACAAGCUCGAAUCAAGGCAGAACUUCUCGCGGCGGAGACCCAAGCAGAAAGCGUUCCAGCAGCAAAGCCAGCUGGUUCGGCUUCUAAAGGAGUAGCCGAGAGACAGAACUGGCUGCGUCUCCAAGAAACGCUCAAUACGGGGUCAUUGAACGAUGAUUCCCUCGGAUCACCCUUCACGGUUACCGCUGCUGCCCAGAAGAAGUACAUUCCCAGUCUGCGUGUGAACGCUUUCGAGCCAUUAGACACCGAAGAUUCGUCUGGAAUGGAUACUGCCAGCGACGGCGAGCAUUCUGACAGCUCAAUCAAGGCAAGACAGGAGCGCCGCAGCAAACGCAAGUCUGGAAUCCAGGAAGAUGCCGAGACGGAAAGAAGGCUGCGAUUCUACUGGCUCGACUAUCUCGAGCAAGAUGGUGUGGUACACCUUCUGGGAAAGGUAUUCGACCGGAGCAUGGAAAAGUACGUCAGCUGUUGCGUCACCGUUACCGGAAUACAGAGAAAUCUCUUCAUCUUGCCUCGCGAGCGAAGACUAGACGAAGAGUUCGAAACGGAUCAAGAGGUCUCGGUUAUGGACGUUCACCGAGAAUUCGAUACUCUACGAAGGAAGCAUGGUGUUGAAGGCGGGUUCGGGAUGAAAAAGGUCAUCCGGAAGUACGCUUUCGAACAACCGAAUGUACCACGGGGCGAAGCCGACUGGUACAAGGUGGUCUAUGGCUUUGAUCAACCACAGUUACCGGGUGACCUGAGCGGAGCCACAUUCAGCAAGGUCUUCGGUACAAACACUAGUGCCUUUGAGAUGUUGGUCAUCAAGCGAAAAAUCAUGGGUCCCUGUUGGCUGGAUAUCCAAGGUUGUCUGCCUGUUACCCAAAAACCCGCAACCUGGUGUCGACUAGAAGUUCGCGUCAAGGACCCCAAGAAUGUGAACAUUUUCCUAGAUUCAGACGAAUCUGCACCCAAAGAAAUUCCACCUUUGACUGUGAUGAGCAUCAAUGCCCGGACUAUCAUUAACCACAGCAUGAACACGCAAGAGCUGCUAGCUAUCAGCACGGCUGUAUGGGAAGAUUACAAUAUCGAUGAUCCCACUCCUGUCGAGAAACUUCGGCAUGUACCGCAGACUGUCAUGCGACCUCUGGGAGAGAAAUUCCCGCCGUACUUCGAAGCAAGAGCCCCUAAGCAGCAGAUCAAGACCGUCAGAUCAGAGAGGGAGGUCCUUAACCUCACUCUUGUCCAGAUCCAAAGAGCGGAUCCAGAUGUCAUCGUCGGGCACGACUUUUUGGGUACGACCCUUGAGGUCUUGCUCACCAGGAUGAAGGAACUCAAGGCGGACCACUGGUCGCGCAUCGGUCGAAUCAGGCGGACGCAACUGCGGGUCGGUAAACAGGCUUUCGGGAACGCCAAAUUUCUGGCGGGACGUCUUGUUGCCGACUUGUCGGGUGAUGGUGCCAAGGGAAUGAUCGACUCCGUGACGUGGUCAUUAACGGAAAUGUGCAGCACCCAGCUCGGCUUUGUGCGGGAAGACAUCGAUCCGGAAGACACGGCAGGAUACUUCGACGGCUAUGCAGUGUCUCCGGACCGACUUUUGCAUUUCAUCAGGCACAUGCAGAUGGAUGCGUUUGCGCAGAUGGCCAUUGCAGCAAAGGUGCAGCUGCUACCACUGACGAAGCAGUUGACCAACCUGGCCGGUAACUCUUGGAACCGAACGAUGACUGGAGCGCGAGCAGAGCGCAACGAGUACAUUUUGCUGCACGAAUUCCACCGCUUGAAGUACAUCUGCCCCGACAAAGGAGAGGGGAAACCAUCCUCCAGGGCAGCCAAGAAGCCGACCUUUGACGCCGAGGGCAACAUCAUAGCCGAGCCGAAGAAGAAUAAAUACCAGGGAGGACUAGUUUUUGAGCCCAAACGAGGACUAUGGGAUACCUAUGUCAUGGUCAUGGACUUCAAUUCGCUAUACCCCAGUAUCAUCCAAGAGUACAAUAUCGACUUCACCACGGUCGACCGAGAUCCGAACGCGGAUGAGGAUACAAUCCCCGAUGUACCCUCAGCAGAAGUUGGUCAGGGCGUCUUGCCCCGUUUGAUCGCGACUCUUGUCGGUCGACGGAAAACGGUCAAGAGUCUUAUGAAAGACACUUCAACUUCCCAGAUCAAGAUGAUGCAGUAUGACAUCAAGCAAAAGGCUCUGAAAUUGACGGCCAACUCGAUGUACGGAUGUCUUGGUUUCGCUGGCUCUCGGUUCUAUGCGAGACCGCUGGCCGCAUUGACGACGUUCAAAGGUCGUGAGACCCUCACGCAGACAAAAGAAGUAGCGGAAGGCAUCGGUCUCGACGUCGUUUACGGAGACACCGAUUCCGUUUUCGUGAACUCGAACGUGACCACAUACCCUGAAGCGCUCAAGAUCGCCAACGAAUUCAAGCGCAACGUCAACGACCGAUACAAAUUGCUCGAAAUCGACUUGGAUGCGGUAUUCUCUCGAGUUCUAUUGCUGCAGAAGAAAAAAUACGCGGCAGUCAAGGUGUCAGAGAACGGCACCUCCAAAACCGAGAUCAAGGGUUUGGACAUGGUCCGUCGAGAGUAUUGCAAGCUGUCAAAGACGGUCUCUGGCCGCGUACUGGACGAAGUCCUUUCUGGGAAGGCGACGGAGGAUGCCAUUACGGAGAUCCACGAAUACCUCACUACCGUUGGUAACGACCUGAGAGACGGCAAGAUUGAUCUAGAUGACUUGAUCGUUUUCAAGCGUCUGAGCAAAAAUCCCGAAGACUAUACGGAUAAGAAAUCCCAACCUCACGUACAAGUUGCUCUCAGGAUGAAACAAAAGGGGCAAGCAGCUAAAGCGGGAGAAGUCAUCCCUUACGUUUUCUGUCUCGGUGCUGACGGGAAGAGCGCCAAGAGUGCCCAAGCGGAUCACGCGUUUCAUCCAGAUGAAUUCCGCCGGAAAGACUCUGAGCUCAAGAUCGACUUCGAUUUCUAUCUGUCUCAGCAGGUAUUGCCUCCUAUCGAGCGUUUGUGCGAAGAAAUCGAAGGCACCGACCGUUCACGAUUGGCGGAAUGUCUAGGACUCGACCCUGCUCGUUACCAGAAGACGGCAAUCCUCUCGACGCACGACAAGGAAUUCUUCACCUUCCAAUCUCAGAUCUCGGACAAGGAACGUUUCCGAGAUUGUGAGAGGCUUGUCCUGCAUUGCCGAAAUUGCAACAGCGAUAUCCGGAUGUUCAGUAUCGCCGAAGACAUCGAGGAGAUGUCCUCCAUACAUAACGAAGGCGUCAAGUGCUUCGAGUGCGGAAGGGUUCAAUCGGCUGCAGGAAUGGCUAUCCAGGUCGAAAACCACAUCCGCGAACAUAUCAACAAGUACUACGAGAACACUCUGGUAUGCUCCGACUGCGAAACCAGGACGAGGAUGAUGAGCGUCUAUGGUCGUCGUUGUGUUUCCAAGGUCGGCUGUCGAGGAGAGAUGCGACCAGAGUAUUCGGACUCGCAACUUUACAACCAGAUGCUUUAUCUCGCUUCUCUCUUUGACGUGGACAAAGCGAUCGAAGCCAGCGUAGGCAUGGCACGAGCGGAGGAAAUCAACGCCCUUGUCAUGCACAACCGGGAGACCUUUUCCGAGAUAAAGGCCAUGAUCGAUUCGUACCUCAACAAGAACGGCAGGCGCUACGUCAGCAUGGAUUCGUUGUUCGGCUUCAUGUCCAGGAUGGCAUUGUGAGCGACCUGAACUGUAUAUCAUUGAAGCUGCUUUGUAUGCCUGGUUCUGUAUCGGCAUUUGUAUCGUUCCUUCCAAUAAUGUGUAUCUUGCAUAUCUUGCUGCUGUUCGGUCAUCGAUGAUCAGCAGCCAUCGAA